AUGUCGUUGAAUGUGAAUAAACGAAAGUCUUUCACAAACACUAUUUGGGUUUUCGUACUUCUGAGGGGAUUUCAAUCACAUAGAAAAAUGUCGACAAUUACAUACAAAGAAGCUCUUGAACUUCUCCAAGCGCGUUGGCGAAUUGUGAACGUCGAGCAGCGAUUGAAGUCCGACAGAAAGAACUUGGUGGAUGAGAUAAUAACAUGCAUACAUGAAUAUAUUCCUUUCCAAAGUAUUUCAUUUCUCAGUAAAUCAAGAGAGGAGAGAAAUAUAAUGUUGACAAAUGAACAAAUCAAAGAAGCUUGCUUUGCUGGAGAAGGAGGUCUUUGUUAUGUGAUAGCCUGCUUUUGUUGGAUGUUGUUCGGUGCACUUGGCUUCUCUGUACGACUGAUCAGUUCAACUGUGACAUUUACAACUUUCUUCAAAGAUAAUCAUUCAGUCGUGUUAAUUGAUGGCUUGGAAUAUGAGAAUGAUAUUCACUUAGUUGAUUGUGGCUUAGGAUUACCAACUUUCCGUGCAAUAUCGUUGAAUUUCUCAGACGAGUCUCCCGUAUUUAACGACGGAUUUCUUGAGUACAAGUACAUUCGGCAUGAUGGAAAUCUGCGCAUGCACGGAAAGGGUGAUAUAUACAAACGGAACGGUCCACCAGUAGAAGGUCUUGAUUUCAUUAUUGAUCAUUGGCGUCGGUUUUAUUUCUUUGACCUUAAUAGAAAGUAUGAAAAUGUACUCCAACCUGUUCAAGUUGCAUGCAAAAUAGUUGCUUCUGGCUGUACUCACUUCACCUCCACUCCAGUAGCGAAUUGCUUUCCAAACAAACGCGCUGUCAUGAUGAUGAAAAACAUGUUGAUGAUGGAGAACGAAAAAGGCGAGCUAGUUACUACCAUUUUAGCAAAUGACGAAGAAAUCGUACAGGCAUAUAAUAAAUAUUUCCCAUUCAUCAAUGAAGAAAAAAUGAAACGUGCAUUGGAGGAAUGGCAUAGAGUAUCUGUUGACUCCAACUAAAUUAAUUUAAGGUCAGUUCAUAUAUGAGCAAAAGUAUACUGCAGUAGAGUAGGUGUGGUGUAAUUUCAACGAAGGCAAAAACGACAAUCAAGCCAGUCAUUCAUGGGCAUCCGAACAGGACCGAACUCAUUAACGGUGUGACGUCUUUUGCGAUAAGAACUGAAAAGCUGCCAUGAGCCGCUGGGUCGAGUAAUAAAAGGUGAAACGAGUCAUUAACUCAAUGAUUUAAACACGUUUCUUUAGAUUAUCGUAUGCAUAUAUCAUUGGAAGUCUGAGACAUAAGUAAAAGUAUAACUGAUCCAUGACAAAGUAAUACUUGCGUGUCUACAAAUACACAAAAUUGAUCUCGAAA
Xenia sp. Carnegie-2017 is the source of this 1354-nucleotide messenger RNA. RefSeq lists its product as uncharacterized. The record is from RefSeq and is a predicted model, not a curated record. Lineage: Eukaryota; Metazoa; Cnidaria; Anthozoa; Malacalcyonacea; Xeniidae. The coding region runs from base 1 to 1002 and encodes 333 amino acids. Gene Ontology annotation, molecular function: acetyltransferase activity. The transcript has 2 exons.